AUGAUGCUCGAUUGCCGACGACUCUGGGACAAGUUUGGUUCUCGUGAGAGCUACUUGCAAGCAGGUAGUCCCCAUAUCUCUCGUCGGUUAUCCUCGUGGCUCUACCAUACAGCCUCAUAGUGGCUCCAUCGACGCGAUUAGAAAGAUCUGCUCACUCGUUCUCUCAUUCUUCUGAACAACAUUGCAAUUGAUUGGCUACGGGCUCGGAUCUUGUUUCUCUUUCCUACAUCAUCAGAUACCAAGCUGCAUCAGAACUCUCACCACAGGUCUUAACGUGCGGUGGCUUGCACCAUCCGAGUAUCGCCUGGCCACGCUGGUGCUUUCUGCUUGCCUCCUUAAGGUGUCGCCACCGUUUUGACCCGGGACAUCAAGCACAGCAACAGAAGGAUCUCAUGUGUGUCAGCACUUUGCGUCAGCUGUCUGUCGCACAGCCCACGGGCCUCUCGCUGCCUGCAGCGCUACAGCAUCCGCGAUCCUGACCACUUGCCUCUUAACUAGCUACUUAACUAACUAGUAAUAUGAACCUAGCUAGGACACCUUAACAUCAUCCGAACUUCAAAUUUUUUUUCGGACCAGGUUCUGGCUCUCCCCAAGUGCAAAAUCCCCAUUCCAUAAUCCUCGUCGUUCGGGAUCAACAGUAUUAGCC
Molecule: messenger RNA, 646 nt
Organism: Amoebophrya sp. A25
Lineage: Eukaryota; Dinophyceae; Syndiniales; Amoebophryaceae
Source: the annotation of a GenBank genome assembly